AUGGCGUUACGGAAGGUUGAAGUGCAAGAUCCAGUCAAAUUCUUGACGAAAAUAGUCCCAUGUUUCAUGAAAGCAUCGACUCUAAACGACUGGUUCAGUGUUCUAGAAAGAAUACUUGAAGAUACCUCCGGCAUGUUCCUUGUUAUCAAUGUUCGCGUGCUUAGUGCGCAAGUUGAAAUUGCAAAAACGUGGCCAACGCAGUUUGGGGAAAUUAUGUCCCGACUACAAACUACUCAUGGAAUUUGCUUGCGAAUUUUGCUCAUAUCGACGUUACCAAUCUGGUCUGAUCUUAACUCGCAGCCGCUGUUGUUUGUUGGCGCAGCACCUGAUCCCGACCUGUCUGGUAUAGGACAACGGGCUGAGGCGCUAACUGGCCCUGAUCUACCGCUUCACCUUGUGGGUAAAAAUAUUCCCAGUCAAUGGGUAUCCCGAUCCUCUCAAGUAAACGGAAUGCAGCAAGCACAAAACGAUCGAGUCCAGAGACCGAAGGAACCAUACACACAAGCGGCCCAGUCAUUUCCUCAGUCAACCACCCAACACCAGGUUGAUAUAGCAAUUCUCUGUGCGCUGCCUCUUGAGGCCGAUGCCGUAGAGGCUCUUUUCGAUGAUCAGUUAAGUGGGCAGUACAAUCGCGCAGAGGGGGAUACAAAUUCAUACACACUUGGUAUCAUUGAUCACCAUCACGUUGUACUUGUCCAUAUGCCUGGUAUGGGUACGCGCCACGCAGGGCCCGUGGCUACACACUGCAGAGCGACAUUCCCAAAGAUAUGUCUUGUACUAAUUGUGGGAAUAUGCGGGGGAGUCCCAUUUCUCAACAAUGGCGCCGAAGUCCUCCUUGGAGAUGUGGCAAUCAGCGAAGGGCUCGUCAUCUACGAUUUUGGAAGACAAUAUCCUGACGGGUUUGUGAGAAAGAACAGUACUCUUGAGAGUGCGAGGAAGCCACCAGCUGAGAUUCUAGGAUUUUUGGCCAAGCUCAAGGGUCGCAAUGGGCAGAGAACCCUUAAUGAGAGGACCCAAGUCCACAUGGGAACACUGAGAAGGGAACUCGGCACUCUAGCCGUGUAUCCCGGUGCCAGUAAAGAUAUACUUUUUGACUCGAAAUAUCGUCACAAGCACCAUUCAUCAGCGUGUGCGGAGUGUUCGCUAUCUGAAACGCCAUUAGGAAUGGUCUGUGAACAAUCUCGUGCGUUAUCCUGCGAGGAUGUCAAGUGCGACUCUGCACAUUUAAUAACCCGCCAACGUCAAAAGGAUAUGUUGCGGAAUAGUCAGGAUCAACAAGGCAGCUAUUGUCCAGUCAUCCAUAUUGGACGGUUUGCAUCUGGUGAUAAAGUAAUGAAAUCCGGCGAGGAUCGAGACGCGAUUGCUCGUAGUGAAAGCAUUAUAGCUUUCGAGAUGGAGGGCGCAGGAGUAUGGGAUAACAUGCCAUGUGUUAUUAUAAAAGGUGUUAGCGACUAUGCCGAUAGCCAUAAGGACAAGAGAUGGCAGGGAUUUGCUGCCGCUACGGCUGCGGCUUGCAUGAAGGCAUUUCUGGAAAGAUGGCGACGAUGA
Molecule: messenger RNA, 1548 nt
Organism: Fusarium sp. VM40
Lineage: Eukaryota; Fungi; Ascomycota; Sordariomycetes; Hypocreales; Nectriaceae
Source: the annotation of a GenBank genome assembly